Molecule: messenger RNA, 573 nt
Organism: Cladophialophora psammophila CBS 110553
Lineage: Eukaryota; Fungi; Ascomycota; Eurotiomycetes; Chaetothyriales; Herpotrichiellaceae
Exons: 1
Coding region: 1-573 (190 amino acids)
Source: RefSeq, a predicted model, not a curated record
AUGUUCCGAGAAGGUACAGAAUUAGCAAAUUCUCUGAAAGCGAUCGAUACGGGGUACGAAAGUCCAGACAAACGACGAGCGGUGGAUAAUUGCCGCAUUGCUUGUUUGAUACACCUCAACCUGGUCAUGGCCGAGUAUGGAGACUUUUCACCGGCAACCGAGGAGUAUCUUCAGGUUCUGCAACGAAUCCUCGAAGAAGACGACGAUGACAGUAUUCUCAGUGCUGAGCACUUGUUGUGGACGCUGCUUACAGCGUUUAGACCUCAGGGCCACUACGAGCGGAUAUGGAAGAUGUCUAGAUUGGUGGGCGUGAUGAAGAGGGCGAGGGCGCGGUCUUGGAGGACGAUCGAGGACGCGCUCCGUGCAUUUCUACGUUUGCCGGAGUCAAUCGACGAUCUUGAAUCUGCACUGUCAGCGUGUAAUCGAGAAGAAUUUUUGGGCGAGGUCAUUGCUAUCGGGGAUGUGGACGCUUGUAUAUUGGACACCCAGCUUGCUGGGAUGGACCAGCGACAGCACGACGUCCCAUGCUGUGAUGGUUGUCGCAUUUGUGCUCUCAAGCCGGCGACGUUCUAA